CCUGUCUAUACUGGCUUGCUCUCUACUGUCAGGUACAGCAUGUAGCCAUGCUGUACACCUGCAGUGGGAAGAUGUGGUUUUCACUGAUCUGGACCCAGGAUGGUUUCAAGGAAGCAGUCUGGGGGAUGAUGGUGGAGGCCCUGGUAAACCAGAGCCCAGCCUCUCCGGGAGCUCAGGUCCCUUGCAAUCAUGGUGAAGUCUAGAAGAGUGCAGGUGCUCCUGAUUCUGGUAGUUCUGUCCUUCCUUUUGAUCCACUUCAUACCCUGCAGCAACAAUGCCCACAUGAAAGAAAGACCUUCUCCUGUCCACAUCCUCAUUCUCUCCUCCUGGCGGUCAGGAUCUUCCUUCACUGGACAAAUCUUCAGCCAGCACCCCAGUGUCUUCUACCUGAUGGAACCUGCAUGGCACGUUUGGGUUAAGAUGUACCAGAACAAUGCCAAAGUUUUACACAUGGCAGUGCGGGACUUAGUCAGGUCGGUCUUUCUGUGUGACAUGUCCGUGUUUGAUGCUUACAUGUCUAGCCAGAAGAAAAAGUCUGAUUUAUUUCAGUGGGAGACAAGCCGAGCCUUGUGCUCCCCCCCUGCCUGUGACUCAUUCAGUCGCAGUGACAUUAUCACAGCAGGCAAUUGCAAAACAAUCUGUGGCAAGUACCCAUUCAGCAAGGUGGAGGAAGCUUGUAAAACCUACAGCCAUGUUGCCAUCAAGGAAGUUCGGUUCUUUGACCUGAAAGUUCUCUAUCCCCUUCUCACUGAUCCAUCCCUGAACCUCAAAAUCAUUCACUUGGUACGUGAUCCUCGGGCUGUGUUCAGGUCCCGAGAGAAUACAAUGGCAGACCUGAAACGUGACAGUAACAUUGUUGUGGGGUCUCAGAAGACAAAGGGAGAAAUGGGGCCCUACAACACAAUGCAAGUAAUCUGCAAAAGCCAUGUUGAGAUAUACAAGGCAGGAAGUCAGGCCGUUCCCACCUUCCUGAAAGACCGGUAUCUGCUGGUUCGCUAUGAAGACAUUGUCAGAGACCCACUAGCAAGGGCUGCCCAGAUGUACAGGUUUGCAGAACUCCAUUUCACACCAGAGCUUCGGAAGUGGGUCCACAACAUCACCCAUGGGAAGGGUCAUGGAGCACAGGCCUUUGAUAUUGGGUCAAGAGAUGCGCUGAGAGUAUCCCAGGCCUGGAGAAAGACACUUCCCUUCCAGAAAAUAGAAAAAGUGCAAAAUGUGUGCAAAGAUGCAAUGGAUUUGCUGGGCUACCGGCUUGUUCAGUCUGAAGAAGAACAGAAAAAUAUGUCUUUGGAUCUUUUGUUUGCCCAGAACUCCUCUGAGUAUCAAAUUUUGAAGGCAGAAAAGCUGGUCUCUACACCUACCCUCUGAAGGCUGCAGAGUGCAGAACUGUUCGCUAGAGCAGAAGAGGACAGAGGUGCAGGCAUAGAAGUGUAAGAGUGUGUGCAUUGAUGUGCAUGGAUGCAAGGACAAGUAGUACAAGAACCCUGACGACAUUCAGGAGAGCUCUCAGCAGCACAGGGUCACUCUCCAAGACCCCUGGAGAUUCAGCCACAAUGGAGGCUAAAGUAAUGCAAGUUUGUUUUCCAAAUUAAUUAUGUUUAGGUUGGAGCAUACAGAAUGCCAAAGGAGUAGGACCAGACAGCAGAAGCUCAAACCCCUCACAGACCACAGCUGAAGACUAGGAAAACCACAUGGAGCAGUUGCACUGCAAAGGAAGAGGAAACAUAAAAAGAAGCUGAAUAAAUAGAACACUAUUUGUCAUGCUGCCAUGAAGGAUACGUAGUGCCAGAAAAGACGCGAGGAUGACCAGACUUUUGGUUUCUGGAAAGAUGUUGGGUUUGGGGUUUUUUGGGGUUUUUUUUGAAUGGUUGAGUUCUCAAGUCCAGUUUUCCUUUUGCACCAUUCAUGUGCCUCAGUAUACAGCCUUGGUGGCAAAGCUAGGGAAAUGUUUGUGUUCACUUAUUGUAUAAUGGGAAAAUGGAAUAAACCCGCUAUUGUUGAAAAGAAAAACUCCUGGGUUUUCAUGUGGGAAACCAUUUCUGGGAUUAUGUGAAUCCAUUUAUUGUUUAGCUGAAAUAAUUCUGUCUUCUAGCUUUCAAACCCAAGAACAGCUGUUUCCCUGGGAAUUCCCAAAGUCCACAGGCGUGACAGAAGAAUUCAUGCUAAGAUUAAGAUCUUAAAGACAAGGUAAGGACACAGAUUCCAUUGGCAUAAAUACCGAAACUGGGAAGAUAGGUUUAUGGGAGUGGAUUGAAGAAGCCAAGAGAAGAUCAGGAAGAUAUCCUAUUGAAAUAUUUGGUGAGAGUAUUUCUUGUCUUAGAGCACCAAAAAAUAUGUUUAAUGGACUGUGCCAUUCUCCACUGUCUCCAUUGGAGAUACCAUCCCAUCUCCAAUGAGAAUAUAUAGUUCAAAGCUGAACAACAGACUUGUUUUCACCUGUUUUUGACAGUGUUCCAGAAGACAAGGAGAAAAACUUGCUACCAGAUUUGGGGAGGAAUGGAAUGCCUACAUAUACCUCUUUCUGAAUAUCCUCUUUCAUGUGUAAACUGCAGUCCCUUUAACACACAUCUACAGAACACUCGCUACCUUAGCAAUAUGGAUAUCUGUAUUCCUAGAGCUAAACCCCUAAUCCCUGAA
Molecule: messenger RNA, 2637 nt
Organism: Corvus hawaiiensis (hawaiian crow)
Lineage: Eukaryota; Metazoa; Chordata; Aves; Passeriformes; Corvidae
Product: carbohydrate sulfotransferase 4-like
Exons: 2
Coding region: 190-1368 (392 amino acids)
Biological process (GO): carbohydrate metabolic process; keratan sulfate proteoglycan biosynthetic process; N-acetylglucosamine metabolic process
Cellular component (GO): Golgi membrane
Molecular function (GO): N-acetylglucosamine 6-O-sulfotransferase activity
Source: RefSeq, a predicted model, not a curated record